Messenger RNA from Pseudoliparis swirei, 3267 nucleotides. RefSeq names its product LIM domain containing 2 (gene limd2). The transcript is spliced from 4 exons. The coding region runs from base 145 to 495 and encodes 116 amino acids. Gene Ontology annotation, biological process: actin filament bundle assembly. The record is from RefSeq and is a predicted model, not a curated record. Gene Ontology annotation, molecular function: actin filament binding. NCBI's taxonomy places the organism in Eukaryota, Metazoa, Chordata, Actinopteri, Perciformes, Liparidae. Gene Ontology annotation, cellular component: plasma membrane; actin cytoskeleton.
UCGAGGCAGAAACUCACCGGCACCGGGGCCGACAGCGUCUACAACAAAAGCCUCGCAGGAAACUGAAUGAGAGAGCAAAUAUCAGCCUCCAGCCUCUGAGUGAACAGACAUUAUCGGCCAGCGUGUUGCAGACAAGAAGCACAGAUGGACACCAGGAGCACCACUGAAGAGAAACCCGUCCAGCGAUCUAAGGUAGAUUCUUUCAGCUUUAAGACCCAAAAGGAAGUGUGCACCUCAUGUGAGAAGACGGUCUACCCAAUGGAGAGAUUGGUUGCCAACAACUUGGUCUUCCAUUCAUCAUGCUUCUGCUGCAAGCACUGCAACGCCAAACUGAGACUUGGCACCUUUGCAGCUCUUCAAGGUGAUUUUUACUGUAAACCCCACUUUCAGCAGCUGUUCAAAAGCAAAGGCAACUACGACGAGGGCUUCGGACGCAAGCAGCACAAAGAGCUCUGGACCGCCAAGGAGACGGAUAAUAUAACGAAGACGGCAUAAUCGGGCCCGUGUCCCGUCCCAGCCAUGCCGCUUUCUCUCCCCUCCCAUCACCUCCAGUACAUCACGAUGAACACAUGCCUCGUACGCUGAGGCGCUGUUUAAUCUCCCACUUGCUCACUCGCUAUUUAAAUGCCACCAGAACAGAUACAUGCACAAACUGCAUGGAGAUGACUGGCCAGUCAUAAUCCAUUCCACUAUAAAAACAAUUAUAUUUGUGGGUAGAUUUUGGGUUCAAUUUAAUUGAUAUCCGUCUUCAGCAUUUUCCUGUUUUGGAAUUGGUAGUUGGUUGUGACCAAAAGCCUCUCAAGUACGGAGAGUAUAAUAAUAUAAAAAAUCACGAUUUUUUAAAAAUAAUUCCUCUUUUAAAUAAUUUGCACCCUUUUUUUAUUUGUAUUAUACAUGUCAACUUUAUGCUCAGGCAAACGUACCCGAGCCGUUACAGAGCGUCCGUGUUUCGCAAUAGAGCAUACACUCAGGUCAAUUUUCACCCCAAGAUGUAAAAGAUAAUUUUGCAGUUUCAUUCAAAACAACAAAUCAAAAUAACAGUCCUCAGUAUUGUGACUUUGCUGUCAGACAUUUAUGUCAGUUUGUUAGGUUUCAUAUAUUUGAGGAACAAACAGGGUACGGAGUACUGUAAAAUAACAGCACACAUCAGCAACAGCUCACCUCUUGCGUUUUACAUUUGUGUGUUAAGUUUUUAAAUGUCUGCGUCAUCCCACGGUUUGUUCUUAUUUUAUUGACCGCUGUGAGUCUUAUCCUUGCAUGUUGGGAGGACUGGGUCUUAAUAGCCUUAUCUUAUGACUGUAUUGAUCUUUUGUGUUGUGAAUUAUUUGUUCCAUUAAUGCAUAGCAAAUCACUUUUUAAGGGUUUUUAGAAGCACUUGAGUUUGGAUUUGAUGUCUCUGCAUAAGUGGAUCCUCUGAGCUUUUAUUGAUGGUUGAAAUGUUAAUGAAAUUCUCAGAUUGUGUUUUGUAUACUCUCUGUACGUAGCGCUGUAGUUCGUGAUUAGUGAACAUUCCCCACCUCGCUGUACUCUCGUCUUGCACAUGUGACCACAACGUGACCACUAGCCACGAUAUUGUCAGGGAAACUGAGGCCUUGUUCGUGAACGUCCAUCACUCUGCUGGAGGAAACAUCUUAAGAGGAGCUGUUGGUGAAACCGAUGACGACGACGACUACAUUCCUAAUGAAGUUGUUGAUGGACGUAGCUUGAGCCUUGCAGGAAACCACACACUUUUUGUUCCUUCGUCAUUUCACGCUUUGUCAGUUGUUGGUGUCUCGUGGUGAUUUUUCCCCCCCCCCUGCUGUAUUUGAGUGUUCAUGUAGCUGGACAGUCUUUUUGGGGGACGUAGAUGGAUCCAAUCCAAUCGCAGUGUCUUGAACAUCUUUCAUUUUAUUAACCCUCCCAUUCCCCCAGUCCCAGCCGGUAAGCGUGGACAGGUUUCCUUUAUAAAUUAAUGCCUUCCUGUUCUCAUUUCCUGUCUUAUUAGCUAAAUGCAUUUUAGCACCUGGACCUAUUUCUUAAUCUUGAAUUUCCAGUAGGUGGCUGAGGGAGGGUUGGUCAGAUAGUGGAUCCCCUGACGUGCUCCUGCAUGCAAAACCCGGAGCAGAGCACCCCCUGCUGGGGAAAGGGUGGCGGUAGUGUUUAGUGUGAAAGGAAGAAAAGCGACUCGCCCCUGAACUCGAUAGAGCUUUUUUUUAUUUUUAUUUAAAAUGUUUUAAUAUGUUGCCUCUGUCUGCAGUGCAGCUACUGCACUCAGACACAUUUUUGAAUUCAAUUUUAUUCUCACACCUAAAAUAAAUCAAACCAGUUGGAUUAGAGUUCCACGUCUAUUUCAUUCUAUUCAAAGAAUGAGCCUAAAGCCAUUCAAAUAUCUCGUUUUAGAAAAUGUCUAAAUACCACUGACUUGACUGACACUUGAAUGACACAGAGUAGAUGUGUGACUGAAGGUUUACUGUGAACGAGAAGAGAAAGCUAAACUAGAACAGAUGGAUAUGUGCAACUUUUUCUUUUCUUUAAGAGAAGCCUUAGAAAUAAAAAGCUUAUCGUAUCGCCUUUCAAACAAGUCUGUUGAGUGCAAAAAGAUCUCAUAAUGCCUUUUCAAAAACCGACCUGCUUAGUUUAGAUGCCCGCUCUUUAACAUAGGAUUACUUUACUCCAACAGCAGCCAUUUGUCCUAUCUAACCACUUGUUAUCCACAAAUAAUAAUUCUUAAUCUGUGUAACAUUGUAUAUUUUCCCUCUCUUUUUUGGGGUUCAAAGUCAUCCUCUUGAUCCCUGAGAAAUAUGCUUUAAAAUCAAGAGUGUUGUAUCUAGAAAUGCAGUCUUUGUCAUCCCCCGUUAGCAGUGCGCCAAGGUACAACCGCAGGAUCUGUGAACUGCGACGUGUGAGUGUAACAGAGCAGACGCGGCUCAGGUGAUGACUGCAGUGUAACGUUGUCUGUUAAACCUGUGAGUCGUUUCAUUUGUGUGCUUAUCUUGAUGUGGACUUUCCAAUGCUGUUGUCAUCCAGACAUCUUAAAUGUAUGCAUCUUUGAACAUGUAUUCUGUACAGACUUGACCUGUGGAGGUGGCCUUACAGCAAAGGACUCUUGGACUGUGUUCUCGCUCGUUCUCCUCUAGUCGCCCUUCUCUGUUGUUUAGUUGUUAAAUGGAAGUGUAACAUUUUGAAAUGUAAGCGCCCCCCCCCCCCUUCUACACCAAUCAUUUUGUGCAUUUUCUUUCUUUUUUACAUGCUUUUGGAGAAAAAAAUUAAAUGCUGGUGUUGAUUUAA